Molecule: messenger RNA, 1762 nt
Organism: Filobasidium floriforme
Lineage: Eukaryota; Fungi; Basidiomycota; Tremellomycetes; Filobasidiales; Filobasidiaceae
Exons: 3
Coding region: 169-1623 (484 amino acids)
Biological process (GO): regulation of DNA-templated transcription
Molecular function (GO): DNA-binding transcription factor activity, RNA polymerase II-specific; zinc ion binding
Source: RefSeq, a predicted model, not a curated record
ACUCGAACUCGAAUCCAGAUCCAACAACACACGGCCAAAGCCUGAACCCGCUUUAUCCUUCCUACGAUCACCUCUACGAUCCUUACCCCCGGAGCUUGGAUACGUUGGCGGAAGCUGCGGAUGCCGAGGCUCUGACCGGUACUGGGGUUGGCGUCGGUACGGGUGGGUAUGGGGCCGGUGGGAACGAUGGCAGUGGUCCAAAUAAUGCCAGUGGUAAUACUGGCUCAGGGGAUUAUGGGUAUUCGGACCUCGGGUAUCGCACAAGCAUCAGGGAUGGGUAUGGGUGUUCAGGGAAUGGGGCAAGCGAUCGGCGUGGGCACGGCCGGAGGCAUGAGUGCGGGCGGCGGUGUUGGAUUAGGAGGCGGACAGGUUCAGGGAAAGAGGGCUGGACAGGGUUCGGUAGGAAGAGCGAUGCCGUACCAUUUCAACCAUCCCGAUCGAUCCGUCUCUCAACCCAAUCCCAAUAUCAACCUCAACAACCCUCCUGAUCACUCUCAAUCUCAAUACCCGCAUACCGAUUACGCUGGGAGCGCGGCCUCGGGGGAUGUCAUGGACGCCAACAACAACAACAAUCUCAAUGUCUCUGGCCAGACCACCAAUGCGGAGGGAGAGCUGCUGGAUGAACACGGUGUGGUCAUCCCCGGUGGAGCGAACGCGAGGAUACAGGAUGACAAACAGAGGAAGAGGAUUAUGCAGGCCUGCGAGCCUUGCCGGGUUCGGAAAGCUAGGUGCAACGGCAUGCAACCCUGUGGACGAUGCACGACCCGCAACCUCGAUUGCGUGUUCGCGCAUGAACGCAAGAUGAGGGGUCCGAACAAGGUCAAGAAGACGGCCGAGAUGAAGGCGCAACAGCGACAUGCCAGGCAGGCGGCCAAGCAGAGGGAUGCGUCAGGACAGGCGCAGGGGUUGGGUCACGGUCAGGCACAGGACGGGGAUAGUAUGAGACCGAACCAGAUGGGUGUCAUCAGUGCAGGACCAUCGGGGGAGAUGGACCUGACGCUCGAUACGGCGGCGAACCGGUAUGAUCAUCUACACACUGCUGGCGACCCCGCAGGGAACAAGAACGGAGGGAGGAUCAAGUCGCAGCAACAACAACAACUCGAGUACGAUGCGAGGCGGCAAGAGUUGUUCAACUCGUACGGCACAGAUGGGCUUGGAAGAGAUUCUUACGACCGGACCGGGCAACAGCCUGGACAGUAUUUCAGCUUGACGGCGGAUCCUUCCGUCUCGAACGGGUUCGGGUACCCGUCGGGAGGUCCUGCUACCGCCCAAUCCGUGGGAAGCGAAUACUAUUCGUCCUUCUCUCGGUCGAACGGCCAAGCAGAUCCGUCGCGACAGGACGAACGGGAUCGUCAUAGCGGAGUAGGCGCGAGUCAACAGGAGAGGCCGCAACAGAUGAUCGAUGAUCGGUUGGAGGAUCCGUCUGAAGAGGACCGAGCCAGAUUGGUUGCCUUGAUCGGAGCGGGGGCGAGGCUGGAUCCAGCCGAGGGCAACGACAGUCCGGGAAGGAGAAACAAUCAAGCGUUGGCUGCAUAUCUUUUGCCAGAAGGAGAUCCUGAGAAUGUAGGGGAAUAUAGUCCGGUUGGGACGGGAGUGGAAGAUGCGGGUGCGCAACAGUGGUAGAGGGACAGCACCGCACGAUUUCAAGGUACCUCUCCAGCCUGGUUGCUGGUCGCUCUACGGCAACACCCAGGUCUUGGUUCCUCUUGAAUGAUAUCUUUCACCUCUACGUAUAUGACACCGUUUUCACUCUUCGCUCCUU